This is a messenger RNA of Daldinia caldariorum, 692 nucleotides long. RefSeq lists its product as uncharacterized. Lineage: Eukaryota; Fungi; Ascomycota; Sordariomycetes; Xylariales; Hypoxylaceae. Bases 245 to 514 code for a protein of 89 amino acids. The transcript is spliced from 2 exons. The record is from RefSeq and is a predicted model, not a curated record.
UCGCUUCUCAAAAUUCGAUGCCCAAGUUUGCUCAUACGUACCUACAUAUGUGACCCAGCUCGUAUAUAAGUCGUGACUCCCCCUUUCGCAACUGCGACUAGGUUCAGAGUUCAUAUACUACUACGAACUAUUACAUCCACAGACAAAGUCUCCAAAACAAAACUUAGCCUGACACGUACCUGAACUAUAUACAUACCUCUUACACAACCCAACCUAUCAUAUCAUAUCAACCUAAACCGUCAUCAUGGGUGCCGUAGUAUCUUGCGUCGAGUCCAUCUUCCGCACCAUCGGAAACGUCAUCAUGGCCAUCGUCUCGGGCAUCGGCAACAUCCUGCACGCCAUCAUCAGCGGCAUCGUGUCCUUCUUCGGCAUCGUCGUCGGCUUCCUGACCUGCGGGUACUGCGGCGGCCACCACCGCCGCGCCAGGACGGGCGGCAUGUCCACCGGUACGACGACCGGCACCCGCCGCGGCUGGGGACGCCGUCGCCACGCCACCACCGCGAGUCGCAUCUAGAGGAGGCGAUAUCGCUACAUAUAAAGAAAAAGGUUGCGCGUGAGAGAGAGAGAGAGAGAGAGAGAGAGAGACGGGACUUUCCAACUGUCAUAUCAUGUUAUCACGAUCGGAUGAGCAUUACGAUACCCCUUUAUUUUUUCUUGAGUACUUCAUCAUCACCUUGACGUUUUUGUUCUUU